Molecule: messenger RNA, 7704 nt
Organism: Anopheles stephensi (Asian malaria mosquito)
Lineage: Eukaryota; Metazoa; Arthropoda; Insecta; Diptera; Culicidae
Gene: ttv
Product: exostosin-1
Exons: 12
Coding region: 908-3223 (771 amino acids)
Cellular component (GO): membrane
Molecular function (GO): glycosyltransferase activity
Source: RefSeq, a predicted model, not a curated record
UCGCUCGUUCGCUCUGCUAAACCUCCUGUCAAAACGUUCUACGCGAGGCGAUUCGUUUUUUUCGACGGGAUCGUCAUCGUUAUUGCCCAGAAAUUGUCGCGAUAUCGACUCCGUUCAUGUCCUGGCGACGUGAAUAACAUUAUAAACAUUUCGUGCUACGUACUCUACCAGUGAACGAUUGUGUGCCGUCGACGGUUCUAUCGUAUACAGCGCGAACCUCGGUGCUCGGUGCUGCUGCCGUGCGCUCUAAGCAUACUAACCCCGAGCAAGCGUUCGUCGUGAUGUUCUAAACCCGAAAAACCAAACAACUGGUGCGUUUCUUCCGUACGAUAAAUGCUCACAUGCGGUGCCACGCAUCUGGGCCCGCCGUGUUUCGACGAACAUUAUGAUGCCGGCCAAGCGGAUUACCGAAUUCCUCAAUCGGGCACUCCGUGAAUGUAAACAAAGUGUGUUUGUUUAGUGUGCACAGCCUUCCAGGGCGCUUCGCAAAACGCGCACCGUCGACAAUAGUUUGUUUUUAUUCGGUUCAGCUAUAUAUUGAAGCUCAAGGAUAAAGUGCAAGUGCAAGUGCAGUGUGCAAAUGCAGUGUGUUAUGCUAAAAAAUGAUGGAAAUAUGCAGUGAUGAUAUUCGCAUUAUUCAUGAAGAAAGUCUGCCAGUAUAGAUCUCCGGUACCGGGAAGACUGAUCACACAUGUACGAGCCAUUUGAGUUGAAUCACGGCAGACCACAUUCUACCAACCCUCAUCAGGUACACCCUACUCCAUCCCCCAAACAUGAUGUCAAUCGGAUACGACCAUCGAACGAAACACUGCAGCACGAAUGAUAGACUAUCCGUUGACGACAGUCGAAGUAGCGAGGACAACAAUCGUUAGCCGCACAGGGCAUUCGGCCAGCCGAAAUAGGCAAAAUGCAGGCGAAGAAGCGCUACAUACUAGUGAUAAUCUGUUGCGCUUUCCUGGCGUACUGCUAUCUGGGAGGCUACCGGUUGAAAGGAUUGCAAGCACUGUUCCGUAUGCGGAUUCGCAAAGAUCCGGACAAUCUACCCUGCUAUCAUCAGCUGCACUACCAGUACACCGACAGCGCCGAGCGUGCGGACCAUGCGCAACCCCUACCGGACGACGAUCUUUUCGCUCCGCCGGCGUACGAAUCACCGCGAUCGCGCGACCUUGCCCCCGUACCGGCGUUCCAGGGUGGUGCGGUGCGCCGCAUCACUGACGAAGCAAGUGCGUCGUUUAAAUCGUGCCGCAUGGAAACGUGCUUCGAUUUUAGCAAAUGUAGCGAUAAGAACUUUUACGUUUACGUGUACCCACCGGAGCCACUGAAUUCGCUUGGUGCUCCUCCGCCAAUUAGUCAAAACUAUCAGAAGAUCAUUUCGGCCAUCCAGGAAAGCCGCUACUACACGAGCGAUCCCGCCCAAGCCUGCCUGUUCGUGCUCGGCAUCGAUACGCUCGAUCGGGAUUCGCUCAGCGAGGAUUUCGUACGCAACGUGCCGUCUCGUCUGCAGCGACUACCGCACUGGAACAAUGGUCGCAACCAUAUCAUAUUUAACCUGUACUCUGGCACCUGGCCCGACUACAACGAGAACGGGCUCGGGUUUGAUCCGGGCCAGGCGAUCCUGGCCAAGGCCAGCAUGAGCGUCCAGUCGCUGCGGCCCGGCUUUGACGUGAGCAUUCCGCUGUUUCACAAACAGUUUCCACUGCGCGGUGGCAAUACCGGGUUCGUGGUCAGUAACAACUUUCCAGCCAACAAAAAAUAUCUGCUAGUCUUUAAGGGAAAACGGUAUGUCCAUGGCAUUGGUUCUGAGACGCGAAAUUCAUUGUUCCAUUUGCACAAUGCUCGAGAUUUUGUGUUGGUGACAACCUGCAAACAUGGCAAAAGCUGGCGAGACCUGCAAGAUGCUCGGUGUGAUGAAGAUAAUCGAGAAUAUGAUAGAUAUGACUACGAAACUUUGUUACAAAAUUCCACAUUCUGUCUAGUACCGCGAGGACGUCGGUUAGGAUCAUUUAGGUUUCUUGAAGUGCUGCAAGCGGGUUGCAUACCGGUGUUGCUUUCAAACUCGUGGGUAUUACCUUUUCAGUCAAAAAUUGACUGGAAGCAGGCGGCUAUCUGGGCAGAUGAAAGACUGUUGUUGCAAGUUCCGGAUAUUGUACGGUCCGUCUCUACAAGCCGUAUUUUAGCUUUACGUCAGCAGACACAAGUGCUUUGGGAGCGUUAUUUUAGUUCUAUCGAGAAAAUUAUUUUUACAACGUUUGAGAUUAUCCGUGAGAGACUACCAGACUAUCCCCAUCGGAACGGACUGAUUUGGAAUACGUCCCCGGGUGCACUGUUGACGAUUCCAACCUUCGCCGACACUUAUCGCCGAUUUCCGUUCCUGCUGGAUAAGCUAGGCCAUACGCCCGGACUGAACUAUACCGCCGUAAUAUUUGUACAGAUCGGUACGCAGCUUACACCAAACACGGCUUUAUACAAGCUAGUCAAAAGUAUUACCAAAAGCCAAUACAUAGAUAAGAUUUUAAUUCUGUGGGCUACCGAUAGAUCCGUACCGCCGAAGAAACGUUGGCCCUCGACUGGUCACAUUCCACUGCACAUCAUAUCGGGCAGCACGAGCGAAGAUCGACCAAGCAUAUCCCAAAGAUUCUAUCCCCACGAGCAAAUCGAGACUGAUGCCGUUUUGUCACUGGACGAGGACGCUAUACUGAACACCGACGAGCUAGACUUUGCUUACCAGGUGUGGCGCGAUUUUCCCGAUCGCAUCGUUGGUUAUCCCGCGAGGGCACACUUCUGGGAUGAUUCUAAGAACGCUUGGGGCUAUACGUCUAAGUGGACAAACUACUACUCGAUCGUGUUGACUGGAGCCGCGUUCUAUCAUCGGUACUACAACUAUCUAUACACGAACUGGCUGUCGUAUCUGCUGUUAAAGACGGUGCAGCAAUCGUCCAACUGUGAGGACAUUCUGAUGAAUCUUCUCGUUUCGCACGUUACGCGCAAACCUCCGAUUAAGGUAACGCAAAGGAAAGGCUACAAGGAUCGAGAGAGUGGAAGAUCGCCAUGGAACGAUCCUGAUCAUUUCAUACAACGACAAAGUUGUCUGAAUACUUUUGCUGCAGUUUUUGGUUACAUGCCUUUGCUAAGAUCGAACCUGCGACUAGAUCCAGUGCUGUACCGCGACUCGGUAUCAAAUUUAAGGAAAAAAUAUAGACAGAUCGAACUAGUUGGCAGCUAGCGAUUUUUGUAUAUUUAUUAAAUUAGGUUACACACUUCAUCUUCACGUACAUCGAACAUCGAAACGAUUCACGACCGCGCCCACACAGUCCCCCCUUCAAAACAAAUCCACCUGCAACAAGGAUUUCUUGUUAUGAAAGUAAUUCGAUCGUAUCGCAGAGCCAGCAUAGGUUGAAAGUGUGAAUAGCGGGUGCGACACGCGAAAUGGAAUAAAUCUAAUAGAAAGAAGGGGAAAAACAGAUAAAUAAUGUUAAUGGUACUUACGGUAAGAACGAACGGUAAUUAACAUUCAUCAAUCAAAAGCAGAAUGUUAGUGAAAGGGGUGUGAAAUACGAAGCACCACCCACCACGGGGGAUGUGUGUUAGUACGCAAUAUUUGAUUUUAAGUUUGUUGACCUAGUCGAAAAUAAGAACCAAUUGCUAUGCACGACAUCCUGUUCUACAUCAUGCUCCCCGCGCAUAUUUUGUACAGUUCGUGAAAUCGUGAGUCGGCAAAUGCGUAAGUGGACUGUAUCGUUCACAAACCAACAUGUGUGUAAAACAAACAAAAUGUUCACGAAAAACAUACGGAAAGGCAUUUAAAUAGUAGCAUAAUAGUACAGUAACAUAAGAUAACAGCCGUGGCGGUUCGGUUAGCACAUGAAGUUCGGGUGCAUGAUGAAUAUCCACGAUGAUCCAGGAUGUUAGUGAGUAAGUAGAACAAUUGUAUAGCAAUUUGUUAAUGUGUUAAUCGGAAAUCGGAACGCGCAUAUUUAGGAAAAAAAAAGAGCUUUAUGCAGGUCGGUAGCGCACAGUUGCCUGCUAAUAAUAGCGCGAAACCGCAUUUGGCGAACAUGCAACAUUUCGCGCCAUUCACGGAUCUAGUGUAUUCGGUUUUAUUGCUCGUAAAACUAGGCCAAUGAUAUAGUGUUAAUGCUAAAGCGCAGCUCAGUGCAGCUUAUGUUAAGUAAAUCGUGUUGGGUUUAUUAGUACAACACACACACAGCACAUCUAUGUUGCCAUCUAUGUAGGAGAGCGUGCGUGCCGGAAAUGCAGUAGUUAGCGAAGCUGACAGUUCCAAACACAUCGAUUCAUUCAUUUGUAAAAAAAAAAAACAAAGCAAAACACAACCACUCCCAAACGAUAAGUAAUUUUAUUAAAUCGUUUUUGUAGCGAUUCAAAAGCUUUUGUAUAAAAGACGGAAAAUGAAAUAUAUAUAUACAUACAUUUCAAUUGGCAAAACAGCGGCUAUAAGUUUAACAGCGUUGCGUGUCUUAUACUUUUCGCAAUGAAAAGCAAACACAUUUUAGAGCAGACACACACACACAUUUGGUGGCUCGAAUGAAAUGCAACACAAAAGAAGGGACUGCUGUUGCUACUGGUUGCUAUUGUUUUAGAACAAUCGCACUCGCGUUUCCUUCCAUUCCGCACGAUGGUUAACGGUCAGGGAUGCAGGUGACAAUUAGACACGAUCGGAACACGAUCAGACACACACACACACAUUCUCGAUGAGGUGAAUCAUUUGUGAAUUACCAUAUCCGGCAAACGGUCCAAAAAAAAAAAACAAAUAAGCCAAGGGAAACAAAUCAAUUACAGUGUACGAUCCAAAGCGUUGCUAACCAUCUACAAAGAUCAAUGAACAGUGGAAAAUCGAAACCAUAUCUUGUAACCACUAUUGCCACGAUACCACUGGAGAAUAAUAGACAGCAAUACUAGAUAUUUGAAAUAUUCAAUUACAUUUAAAAGCUAAAAGUGUGUGAUGAAGCAAAUCAAAUCAAUUAGCAGGUUGGAGAGUUUUUUUUAAUUGUGAUGGUGGUUCGGUCAUUAAUCGUUCAUCUGUAUUAGGACAAUGAAGUUUAAAAUUAAUUUGGUUGUAUGCUUUCCACGUAUGCGUAACGAUCCGAUUGAAUUGACUAUUGGUUGCGUGGUAAUGUUGAAAGCAAUUCAUUUUGUACUGAUGACGGCGUACGCUGGAAAAGGUGCCCGCUUGUCUAAAAACAUUUUUAAUUUCACGAAUAUGGAUUACCAUUUCAAGCCUAACAUCUUCUACAUUACACACCACAGCCAUCGGCAUAUUAAACUUCUUCCUCUACCUAGUCAAAGGCAUUUUUUACAAACUUACGGAACUACCUCACCACGGUUCAUCAAUAUAUGCUGCACAUGUAGCGCAGCGCUGGAACACCCGAGCCCGAGCUUAAAAUUGUUUGCCAGCCAGGAAACCUUUGUCCACUGGCACUGCAAUCACUUUGCUCCCAUUCACUUGAGUUCUGUUUUUACAAAGUAUUGCCAUAACUAUGCUUAAGGGAAACCGAUUUCGCCGGCUCUUUUCCGUAUGCCGUAACGCAGCGUGUGGGUGGAAGUUAGUAUAAUUUUAAACUUUCGCUCAUGUACAGUCACUUCUUCAUGUGGUUUUGUUCUGGUACUGCACUAUCUAUCACUAUCUGAUCCACUGAACUCCUCUUUGUGUGCUAGGAAGAAGGUUAGGAAAGUAGGAUUUUUUUACACAAAACUUGACCAAAAGAGAGUUAUACGUAUUGAAAUGGCUGUUCAAAUGACGUUUAUACGUUUUAGUACACUCCAUUCCACUUCACAUUACUUGCUGCUUAGGAAAACGGUUUGACGACAAACUCAUUUGCAUUUGUGUAGCAGUAACAGUUUGAAUAUUAUAAAAAUAUUCAAGCCCCUUUUUUCCCACAUGCAUCACCACACAAUAAUAUACGCAUAAAGUUCCAGUGCGGAGAGUCUUUUGUGGAUCCGUUUUUUUUUUUUUGAUAACUUCCACUUAACUGAUAAAGUUACAAGGAGUAGUAACUCAUUCGUUUUUUUUAGGGAAACCUUUUUUUCCACACAUAUAAUCGCUUGAGUUCCUUAUCGAUUCGUUUAGAAUCAGGCGGUUGUGUUUUUUUUUUUGUUAAUCUGCUCACAAUUGAAUGCGAUCGUGCAUUUACCAAAUCGUCUAUUUUUAGACUAUCAUAAUCCUAAUCAUCUUCAUACUGUGUGUCAUUCUCAUUCUCCAUGGUGUGGAUUGAAGCAUUCAUUAACAAGACUGGUCAAUAGUGAACAAGAAAAAAAAUGAAUCCUGAGUUGCUAUACUGCAGAUAUCGUUCAGGUGUGAAUGUGUGCGUGUGCGUGUAUGUUUGAUUACUAAUUAUAAGAGCAGCCGCAAGAAUGUUGACGAAGUUUUGCGUUUCGAUGUGCAAACCCGGAUCUAUCUAGCCUAUCAGCAAACGUUUGAUGUGGUUCGAUAAAAAGCUUUCUUGCUCGAUAUGCUACGCAAGCCGUGUCGGGCUGCUGCUUCAAACGUAGGGUCUGAAUGGAACACGAACUAAUCACUAGGAAGUUGUGAACCGAUGAAUGAUGAACCAGCAGUAGUCAGUUCGAUUUUAUUACUCAAUGUUGAAAUAAGCAUCGCCGGUGGCCUUCCACAGCAGCCGCCGAUUGUAGACAGGAUGUCGAUAAAAAAGAUGCUAGCACGUGCUAUCAGCAGCUUGUUCCGUCGAACCUACGCCAUACAACUGUGCGGUGUCUUAAGUGCAAGCAUCCGCGGCCAGGCCCGAGACACGGGAGCGAUGAUAGCGGGACAUUUUUUGCUUUUGUUUUGUGAGCUAAACCGCGCCGCGUUGAUCAUCUCGCUAGUGCUCAUCAUCAGUCCAACAUACGCAAUUAGGCGGAGAUCGGAAUGGGUGGGCCUAACCACCAUUCCCUUUUCUUGCUACAGCGACAAUUCCCGACGCGUGUGCCUUUUUGGUUUAACAAACAUUCUGGUCGAAGCCACCGAAAUGAAUACGACAUUAAAAACGCAAAAAAAACCCCUAACACAACAACAAAAAAACGCAAUGAGUUGAGGGUUGCAUUUUUUUCACAAACAAUGCCCGAUCCCAACACGCGGGGAAGUUAUAACAGUGACACGCGCCAGAAGUUUGGCUUGGCAGAAGCGGUGAAGGCGGCGGCGGCAAUCCCCCGGAACUUUGCGCUUCUGUCGGCGAGCAUUCUAAUCAGUUGGUAGAAGACUCUAGCGAAAAGAAAAAUCAUAUCAUGAAAAACAAGCAACAAGUAAAAUAGCAGAACAAACACAGCAACAACAACAGAGAGAAAAAAAAACAAGAACUCAAGUAAAAUGUCAUCGUAAGGUACAGCCGUAGUAAUAAUACUCUUUGAUCUUAAACCCAUAGACGAACGCUUUUAUGCAACAGAAAAUCAAAAUCAAACAUCAUACAUGAGCGAGAUCGAUACAUCUCUGGGGUUCAGCAAGCAGACCCUAUCCAGAUCUCCGGAACCAGAGACUUCAGAACAACCAUCGGAUAGGAAGCGAGUGACGAAUGAUGUUGUUUUCACGAUUGAAUCAAGUGCGUGAGACGUGAUAGGCAAAAUAAAAUUUAAAAAAAAACAGACACAGACAGAGGAAUUGAUGAUAAAAGCAUGGCAAUUCCAACUAUUUGUACAUUGUUGACGUACAUAAAAAAACCGGUAAAGUAAAAUAAAACGAAAAAAAAGGUUUUUAAA